Molecule: messenger RNA, 1925 nt
Organism: Rhizopus microsporus ATCC 52813
Lineage: Eukaryota; Fungi; Mucoromycota; Mucoromycetes; Mucorales; Rhizopodaceae
Product: MFS general substrate transporter
Exons: 3
Coding region: 275-1741 (488 amino acids)
Biological process (GO): transmembrane transport
Cellular component (GO): membrane
Molecular function (GO): transmembrane transporter activity
Source: RefSeq, a predicted model, not a curated record
AAAAAAAACGGCGAGCAUUUUAGUAGAAAUGUUAAUCAACCACGAGAGUCUUUUAGCAUUGCCUGGAAGCACAAGAAGCAAUUCAAGCUCCACACUUCUACAAAAAAAAAAAGCAUAAGAUCCUCACUCGUCUCUCUUUUUCUCUCUCUUACCUCCUCUCUUUUCCUCUUCACCUUCUCGGUCCUUCUUUCCUUCAUCAUCCUUUAUUUAAUCAGAUUUUAUAAAUCAGUAUUAGUCAACACAUACAUCACCGUAGAGAACAAUAAAAAUUAAAAUGGACAUGCAAGAAAAAAUGUCAAACAAGUCUUUGACAAGUGCCUACGAUAAAGAAGAGAUCGGACGUUACGACGACUACGAACAAGAUGAUGUUCCUAUGUCAGCAGAAGAAAAGGCUCUCGUCAGAAAAAUCGAUUUAUAUAUCUUACCUAUCAUCUGUAUGAUUGACUUCUUUCAGUACGUUGAUAAGGCAACCAUUCAAUACUCUGCUUCCUUGAACAUCAAACAAGAUUUGCACUUGUCACCCACCCAAUACAAUGUCAUUUCUUCCAUCUUUUACUUGGGUUUCCUGGUCUACCAAUUCCCAAACAACUUCCUUUUGCAAAAAUUACCCAUCGGAAGAUACAUUGGUGUCAUCAUCUUCCUUUGGGGUGCAGUGAUUGCAUGCACUACUGCAGCUACUAAUUUCGCUCAAGUUACCGCACUGAGAUUCUUGCUUGGUUGUUUCGAAGCUGGUAUCUAUCCUGCCUUAACUCUUCUCGUCAGUACCUUCUAUCGCAAGUCAGAACAAGCUGUCAGACUUGGCCUUUUCUGGAUUUUCAAUGGUGUAGCUACAGUUGUCGGUGGUCUGAUUUCUUAUGGUAUACAGGUUAUGCCCAAUGAUCAUGGUAUCGCUAAAUGGAAAUGGUUGAUGCUCAUCUUGGGGUGCUGUACUGUUCUUCUUUCCGCUGUCACUUUCUUCUUCUUGAUUGAUAACCCCAAAUCACCUGCCUUGCAACUUAACCCUGAACAAGAAAUCCUCGUUGAAGAACGUAUUCGUGAUAAUGGUGUCGUUAGAACUUCUGCCAUUAAGAAGGAGCAAAUGUUUGAAGCCUUGAAAGAAUUCCGUUUCUGGGCAUUCAUGUUUUCUUGUCUCUUCAUCACUAUCCAAAAUGGUGCUAUGGUCAGUUAUAUUCCUUUGAUUGCUAUGGACUUUGGUUUUACUGGUAUUCAAUCCAUCUUUAUCACACUCGGAAGUGGUCUGAGUUUCAUCGUUUGGAUUGGUUUGGCUGUUUUCCUCAGUAAAAAGACAAAGCAACUCUUUUACAUCAUUGCACUCUGUAUGUGCAUUGAUAUUCUCGGUUUGAUCCUUCUUGUUGCCUUACCCGAUGUUAGAACAAAACUUAUUGGUGUUUACCUCUCCAAUGGCUUUGGUGGUGCAUACGUCUUGAUGAUGACAGCCCUUUCAAACAACGUUUCUGGAUACACCAAGAAGAUUUUCUAUAACGGUGUCUUCAUGGUCUUUUACACCAUUGGUAACUUUGUCGGUCCCUUCUUGAUGGUUGAUAGCACCAAGCCCGUCUAUCUCCCCGCCAUGCUUACAUACAUUAUCUGUAACUGUAUCGUCAUCUUAUUGAUGCUUCUCGUUAGAGCACAAAUGGCCAAGAUCAACAGACAAAGAAUCUCCAAUCCUUCAUCCACAGUCACCAAUGUUGAAGAUAACUUGACAGACGUUCAAGAUCCCAAUUUUAUCUACCGUCUUUAAUUCCCCUCCUACUCCAUAAUAAUUUACCCUUUUAUUUUUUGUGUAUAACAAUCGAUUAAAACUAUAAUAAUUUCUUAUUGGGUACCACUUUCGGCUUUGUACGAAGUUCCAGAAUUCAUUGGUUGUACUAGCACGUUCUAUUGUACACAAUGAAAAAAGAAGGCCCUGAGAAGAAGGGAUCAAU